AUGGCUCUAAAAGUCGAUGGUGAGCUCUUCCCGCCACCAGUCCCUCUCCCGCGCUUUUUCCUCCUCCUCCUACCUCCGCCUCAUCUCCGGCGCCACCACCCUCCGCCACCUCGACGAGAUCCUCGCCCACUCCGUCGUCUCCGGCCGCCGCCCCUCCGACCUCGUCUCCGCCUCCGCCCUCCUCCGCCGCGCCGCCGACCUCCGCUCCCCCGCCCCCCGCCUCCUCCUCCUCUUCUCCUCCCUCCCCUCCCCCGACCUCUUCCUCCUCAACCUCCUCCUCCGCUCCCUCCCCUCCCUCCUCCGCCGCUUCCCCCGCCUCCGCCCCAACUCCUUCACCUUCGCCUUCGCCGCCCCCGCCGCCGCCUCCUCCCUCCCCCUCGCCCGCGCCCUCCACGCCCGCGCCCUCGCCUCCGGCUUCUCGGCCGACCCCUUCGUCGCCUCCGCCUUCGCCAACCUCUACCUCAACCUCUCCCACCUCUCCGCCGCAGCCAAGGUGUUCGACGCAAUUCCCCGCCCGGAUACCGUCCUCUGGAACACCCUCUUGUCCGGCCUCGUCCGGAACUCCGCCUUCUCAAAAGCCGUCGAUGUGUUCUUCCGAAUGGCCGCUUCCGGCGGCGCCCGGUUCGACUCCACCACGCUUGCGGCGGUCCUCCCGGCCUGCGCGGAGCUCCAAGAUUUGAGCUUGGGGGUGGGGGUGCAUUGCUUGGGUGUGAAAUCGGGCUUCGCCGAUCACCCCCAUGUGGUCACCGGUUUGAUCUCCAUGUACUCCAAAUGCGGAGAUGUUCCUGCCGCUACCGUCCUCUUCUAUCUGAUCGAUGAGCCGGAUUUGGUCGCUCGCAAUGCUAUGAUAUCUGGGUGCUCCUCGAACGGCCUCGUCGUCUCUUCGGCGGGCCUAUUCAAGGAGUUGUUGGCUUCGGGUGGGAUGCCGAAUUCGAGCACCAUGGUCGGGUUGAUUCCGGUGUUUAAUCCCUUCGGGCACGAAUUACUUACCCAAACCAUUCAUGGUCUUGCGAUAAAAGCAGGUUUUGAUCUGAAUUCGUCGGUGUCGACGGCACUUACCACCGUGUAUUGUCGGCUGAAUGAUACGGUUUCUGCGCGGAAGCUGUUCGAUGCAAUGCCCGCGAAGGGCACGGCGUCGUGGAAUGCCAUGAUAUCGGGGUAUGCGCAGAGCGGUUUGACGGAGACGGCGAUUUCGCUCUUCCGUGAAAUGCAGGUGCUCAACGUCCGGCCGAAUGCUGUCACGGUGACGAGCAUUUUAUCGGCUUGUGCGCAGCUCGGAGCGCUCUCUUUGGGGAAAUGGGUCCACCGGAUAAUCACGGAGGAGGAUCUUGAGCUUAAUGUCUAUGUUCUAACUGCCCUAAUCGACAUGUAUGCAAAGUGCGGGCGCAUCACUGAGGCACGGAACAUAUUCGAUGAAAUGCUCGAAAAGAAUGUGGUCUCGUGGAACGCCAUGAUAUUGGGCUACGGCCUCCACGGCCAAGGUCUCGAAGCUCUGAAACUCUUUGAUGACAUGUUAGCGUCUCACAUUGCUCCCAGUUCGGUUACCUUCCUAUCGGUCCUCUACGCGUGUAGCCACGGUGGGUUGAUUGAUGAGGGCCACAGAGUCUUCGAGUCCAUGACCUCCGAUUACGGGCUCAAGCCGACCCAAGAGCACUACACUUGCAUGGUCGACCUCCUGGGCCGAGCCGGUAGGCUAAACGAGGCCUUCGAGUUUAUCAACAAAUUCCCAGAGAGUUCUAGCCCGGGUGUUUGGGGUGCUCUUCUUAGUGCUUGCAUGAUUCACAAGGAGACUAACCUCGCGCAAUUGGCGUCAACCAAGUUGUUUGAGCUAGAACCGGAAAAUUCCGGCUACUAUGUUCUUCUCUCCAAUAUAUAUUCGGCAAAAAGGAACUACUCAGAAGCAGCUUUAGUGAGAGCAGAAGCUAAAACCAAGAAGACGGCGAAAACACCGGGCUAUACUCUUAUAGAGAUUGGCGACGUGCCGCAUAUCUUCACCGCGGGCGACCGAACGCACGCGCAAUCGACAGCAAUAUACUCGAUGCUCGAGAAAAUGACCGUGAAGAUGGUCGAGGCCGGGUAUCGGGCCGAGACCGACGCGGCUUUGUACGACGUAGAGGAGGAAGAGAAAGAGCACAUGGUGAAGGUUCACAGCGAGAAGCUCGCGAUCGCGUUCGGGCUUAUGAGCACGGAGCCCGGGAGCGAGAUUAGGAUCAUUAAGAACCUUAGGGUUUGCUUGGAUUGCCACAAUGCUUGUAAGUUCAUAUCAGAGGUGACACACAGGUUGAUAGUUGUUAGGGAUGCUACCAGGUUUCACCAUUUCAGAGAUGGGGUUUGCUCCUGUGGUGAUUACUGGUGAUUUCCAUAACAAAUUUUUUGUUUCCAAUUAGAGAUUAUAUGUAAUCAAAUUAUAAUUUUUCCUUUUUCAAUUUGAUUUGUUGCUCAUGUAUGUUGCAAGGAAAAAAAAGUGACAGAUACACCAAUGGAAAUUAUAUCUGUUAUUGAAUUUGGAUUAAAA
Ananas comosus (pineapple) is the source of this 2515-nucleotide messenger RNA. Its product is annotated as pentatricopeptide repeat-containing protein At4g30700-like. Gene Ontology annotation, biological process: RNA modification. NCBI's taxonomy places the organism in Eukaryota, Viridiplantae, Streptophyta, Magnoliopsida, Poales, Bromeliaceae. Bases 17 to 2356 code for a protein of 779 amino acids. Gene Ontology annotation, molecular function: RNA binding; zinc ion binding; protein binding. The transcript is spliced from 2 exons. The record is from RefSeq and is a predicted model, not a curated record.